AUGUGCUACGGCAGUCAACGAUUACCGUCAAUAGACGACUUUACCGACCCGACCCGAACCUGAACUUCACCAGCAGCUCGGGUCGAAAACCUCCGUGACCGGUUAGCCGAGACGGAGGCGCGGCUUGAGCGAGCUAGGGCUAGAGAAGCCGAGCUGAGCCGACAAUUAGAGGAAAUGAAGAGGUUUGUUUGCGUUAUGGAGAUUUUAGAAAGUUAUCUCAAACACCGUUACAGAGAACAACAAGUUAGAACAGUAAAAGUAAAUUAUGUAUAGGGUAAAAGGUGAAUUCGAAGUAAA
This is a messenger RNA of Lycium barbarum (goji berry), 297 nucleotides long. Its product is annotated as protein SKIP34. The transcript has a single exon. The record is from RefSeq and is a predicted model, not a curated record. Lineage: Eukaryota; Viridiplantae; Streptophyta; Magnoliopsida; Solanales; Solanaceae.